Molecule: messenger RNA, 1086 nt
Organism: Dreissena polymorpha
Lineage: Eukaryota; Metazoa; Mollusca; Bivalvia; Myida; Dreissenidae
Product: trafficking regulator of GLUT4 1-like
Exons: 4
Coding region: 222-635 (137 amino acids)
Cellular component (GO): membrane
Source: RefSeq, a predicted model, not a curated record
ACUUGCACGCGUGUAUGAGAUUUAGAAAAUAUUGCUCCGACUUGUGUUGGUUUCUUCGUCCCUUUGCCGCGAGUAUCAAGUGACGUGUGCAUUACGCGUUUAAAUGUGAGCGUAUUCGGUGAUCAAGAAAGUUAAUAUUUAAACUGAGCGGAGGUAUGGUGAAACCUUAAGUGAAAAAUUAACGAUUUAACUGUUUUUCGUCAUUGAAUUGCUCGAAUACAAUGGAAGACGCAAAAGGUGAGCCCCCUGCAUACGAGGCGGUUACCCCGCAGAGUCAGGAAGGUUACCGCUAUGACCAGGAAUAUCCCCCGAACUAUGCACCUGUAGGAAGUGUGGUCCAAUCUUCAAGUUCGGUUGCGGUGAUGAACCAGCCGCUCCAGGAGAUGAUGUGCGUGGUGCAGCCGAGGCCGCCGGAUUAUACUUAUUUGGCACUCUUUUCUUGCCUCUGCUGUUUCUGGCCAUUAGGACUGGCGGCCCUCAUCUAUGCGAUCCAGGCAAAAUCAAUGGUUGAUACUGGUCACUACGAUGAUGCCAAGUGGAGGACGAAUGUUGCACUUGGAUUAAGUAUUGCAAGCGUCAUCGUAGGCAUUCCCUGUAUCAUUCUCGCGGCCUUACUAUAUGCAAGAAUCCUUUGAAGCUAUGGAACAUGUCUAAAUUGCCGUCUAAUUCGUACUUGAUUAAGACACGUAACUAGAUUAUGGUCUUUGCUUCAUAUUUUGCUGUUUGCAACUUCUUACUUUAUUUUCCUUCAAAUUAUUGAUUGCGCACUAAGCUUUUUAAUUAUAUAUUUGUGUUUUCAUUUUACCAUAAUUGUCUUAUCGGAUUAAUUUCUGGAUAAAAACGGCUACCCUGCUUGCCUAAUAUGUAAUCAUAAAACAAUAUUAAAUACCAUAUGUGUCGUGUUAUGAAAUUCUAUCAGCUUUUACACGAUGCAUUCAUGUAAUUGAUAACUAUCGAUAUGCAUAACACUAUUGUGGAAGUGGUUUAUCUGAUGACACACCAAUGCCUAUUUUAGUAGGUACGGGUUUAGCUUAAAUGUAAAGACGCUUUUUUUAUCUCAUGCGUCUAAAUAAAACUUAACCUAUU